Molecule: messenger RNA, 2031 nt
Organism: Plasmodium yoelii
Lineage: Eukaryota; Apicomplexa; Aconoidasida; Haemosporida; Plasmodiidae
Product: E3 ubiquitin-protein ligase, putative
Exons: 1
Coding region: 1-2031 (676 amino acids)
Source: RefSeq, a predicted model, not a curated record
AUGGAUAAUAAUGUAGAAAGAAGAGAAGGGGAAGAUGGAGAUGAUUCAAAUGAUGUGUUUUUAUAUAAUAACGAAACACAUCAUGGUUCUGAAUUUUGUAAUAUUUUAUGCAUAUUUAUAUUUUUUAUGGCAUUAUUUAUUAUUAUGAUUGCAAUUGUUGAUAAUAAGGCCCCAAAUAAUAAUGACAGAAAUUAUAAUUCAGAAAAUGAAAAUAUUUCAAAUAACUUAACAAAUGAUGAUGUUAUUAAUAACUUUUUAGAAAAUGCUGUGAUACAAAGUUUUGAUUUUAAAGGUAAUUAUAAAAUUAAAAAAAAAAAUAAAAUAAAACAUGAACAGGACAGGAUUUUUAGUCCCAAAAAUGAGCAAGGUGGGAACAUUUUUGAAGGAAAAAUAGUUACUUUAAAAUUAGCUCUUCAAAAUAUUACAAAAUCUUUUUUGUUUCUUCACUUUUAUCCAACUAAUGUUAAUAUUAAAGAAAUAAAAAAUGAAAAAAAUAAUCCAGAGAUUAGAAACGAGUGGAAUAACAAGGUAGGAUCAAAUUAUUAUUUAAUUUAUGAACAAAGAAAUAAAAAAGAUGAUAAAAAAUUUGAAUAUAUUGGGAUGACAGGGAUAAAUAUAAAUACAAGUCAAAAUUAUAUAUUUAAUGGAAAUGGAUACAAUAUAUCUACAUUUUGUAAUGAUGUGUUAAAAGAAAAUUGUAUAUGUAAUUAUACUGCACAUAUAAAACUGAACACAAAAAUAAACCAAUUAACAUCUAUUCGAGAGAUAGAAGAAACAUAUUUUUACUCUCUAAAGAAAUAUAUAAUAGAUGAGCAAAAUUAUUUUAAUAAUACCAUCAAUGAAAAGUAUCGAAAGUAUUAUAAACAAACUAUGGAAGCUGUUUCGUCACAUUUGCCGGGCGGCGAUAUUGAAAAGGGUGCCAAUAAUAUUGGCAUAAACAAUAUUGGCAGUGGUAGUGGCAGUGGCAGUGGCAUAGACAAUAAUGGUAGUAGUGGCAGUGACGGUGGGGGGGGGCAUUACCAGGGGGUGCUGAUGUCAAACGAUUGCGAUUUUGAAGUGAGUUUAGAAGGAUAUGAUGAAGAUAAUGUAUAUUUUUCCAAAAAAGUUCGAAAUUUUAUUUUGAUGUAUAACUUAAAAUCUUUAAUUGAGCUUGGGUUAUUUUAUAAACAAAUAAAAAAUAGUGAGAAUGUAAGAAAUGCAUCAAAAAUAUCAAUUAUAACAAUAUGCUUAAAUUCAUAUAUAGAAAUUUUUGAAGCAUUAAUUCUUUUAUAUCAAGUUUUAUUUUCAAAAUUAUUAUUAACAUCUUAUAUGGCUAUGAUAAUGUUCAAAUUUGUAUUAUAUACACUUAUGGAAAUACGAUAUAUUUUAUUAAUUUGGAAAGCUAAUAAUAGUAACAAUUCAGGAAAUAAUAAUUGGGAAUACAUGCAAAAACAAUUAAGCAUUUUAUAUAAAUAUUAUUAUGGUUUUGUUUUAUUACUAAUUGCAAUAUUUUAUUAUAUUUUUCCAUAUUUUCCUUAUUUAAUAUUAUUUAUAUAUCUAUGUUGGGUUCCACAAAUAUGUUUAGAUAUAUGGAAAGGACAGCAUAAAUCAAUAAGUUUAAGUUUUGUUUUUUUAUUAUCAGCAUGUCGAUUGUUUUUACCAAUAUAUAUUUUUAUGUAUCCCUAUAAUAUAUUUCAGUUAGAUAUAUUUUCAAAAGUUGGUGAGUUAUCAAAUAUCACUUUUAGUUUUAUUAUUAUUUUUUGUAUAUUAUUACAGCUUAUAUUUAUGUACAUUCAACGAAUAUAUGGGCCUCGAUAUUUAUUUAAUAUAAAUUUACUUCCCCAUGUUCACAAUUAUUAUCAAAAUUUAGAUCCGAAUUUUGAAGCAGGAAUACAAGAGUGUGUUAUUUGUAUGUAUAACAUUAUAUUAAAUAAUAAAAAAUAUUGCAUCACUCCAUGUUAUCAUAUUUUUCAUGAAAAAUGUUUACAACAGUGGAUGACUAUUAAGAUGGAGUGCCCAACAUGUCGUGGUUCGCUUCCUAACUUUCCUUAA